This is a messenger RNA of Zophobas morio, 588 nucleotides long. RefSeq names its product endocuticle structural glycoprotein ABD-4-like. The coding region runs from base 17 to 514 and encodes 165 amino acids. NCBI's taxonomy places the organism in Eukaryota, Metazoa, Arthropoda, Insecta, Coleoptera, Tenebrionidae. Gene Ontology annotation, cellular component: chitin-based extracellular matrix. The transcript is spliced from 3 exons. The record is from RefSeq and is a predicted model, not a curated record. Gene Ontology annotation, molecular function: structural constituent of chitin-based larval cuticle.
AGCUAAAUCGUGCACAAUGCUGGGUCUGAUUUUCUCUUUCACGUUGUUCCUGUCGGUCUUCGCCGACGUGCGCGACUUGUACCAGAACCAGGACAGCCGCCUCCUCUCCCCCUUCGGGAACCGGCCACCCUUCGCCGUCAACCCCGGUCCAGCUAUAAAAUUCGAGACCCACCACCCGGGUCAAGAGAUCGCCAUUCUGCGCCAGGAGCAAAGUGUGGAACCCGAUGGUAGCUACAAAUGGGCGUAUGAAACUGCCAAUGGUAUCGCGGCGCAAGAACAAGGGGGUCUGAAGCAACAAGGGAGUGCUGAGCCGUCGAUUGCCGCACAAGGGUCGUUUUCUUACACGUCCCCUGAAGGACAACCCAUUUCUGUGAGUUAUGUUGCCGAUGAAAAUGGUUUCCAGCCACAAGGUGCCCAUUUGCCCACACCUCCUCCCAUUCCUCCUGCGAUUCUUAGGGCUCUCGAGUGGAUCGCUGCUCAUCCCGAGGAGCCGAAAAUUAAUCCUAGGUUCUAGAGACUUGUGUAGUGUGUGUGUUAAUAUAACGAAAGUAUUAUUUUUAUAAAUAAAUAAACGAUUUUUGUAUUGAA